Messenger RNA from Oncorhynchus kisutch (coho salmon), 5074 nucleotides. RefSeq names its product PX domain containing serine/threonine kinase (gene pxk). The record is from RefSeq and is a predicted model, not a curated record. Gene Ontology annotation, molecular function: phosphatidylinositol binding; actin binding; protein kinase activity. Gene Ontology annotation, biological process: negative regulation of monoatomic ion transport; negative regulation of ATP-dependent activity; protein phosphorylation. The transcript has 19 exons. Gene Ontology annotation, cellular component: early endosome; late endosome; plasma membrane. Bases 278 to 1813 code for a protein of 511 amino acids. Lineage: Eukaryota; Metazoa; Chordata; Actinopteri; Salmoniformes; Salmonidae.
CAAUCCUGAACUUGGUCUGAUGACACAGCCAGCCUGUGUCAACCUAGCCAGAAUAGAUUCCUACGCUAGUGUACAGCUGCACUGGGGUCAGACAGAUUUCCUGUUCAGAUUAAAACGCAGCAGAGUCGAUGCAAGAAAGUAUAUGUCUUGAGAAAUGUGUUGUACUCUAAAUGGUCCCAUUAUCCCAACUGUUUCAUUGAGAAGAUCGAACAACUUCUCGUUUUUUCGCCGUUUUUCAAUCUUCUCAUCCUUGUAUUGAGUGAUCGGGGGCACCGGGAUGGCGUUUUUGGAGAAGCAGUCCCCGGGAAGGGUACUAUUGGAUGAUACGGUGGCCCUUACAGCACUGAUCGAGGCCAGCCAAAAUCUACAAUCUCACACGGAAUACAUCGUCCGAGUACAAAGGGGCGUGUGUACAGAAAACAGUUGGCAGGUCAUAAAGCGAUACAGCGACUUUGAUAUGCUGAAUAGCAGUUUGUUGGUCUCUGGCGUCAGCCUGCCUCUACCACCUAAGAAGUUGCUAGGUAACAUGGACAGGGAGUUCAUAGCAGAGAGACAGAGAGGACUACAGGUCUACCUAGACUUUAUUACUCAGCAUCACAUCCUAGCCACCUGCCAACUGGUCAAGAAGUUCCUCGACACCAACAACUACUCUGCCAACUACACAGAAAUCGCCUUACAGCAGGUAUCCAUGUUCUUCAGGUCGGAUCCUAAGUGGGAAGUGGUGGAGCCUCUGAAAGACAUUGGGUGGAGGAUACGGAAGAAAUAUUUCCUAAUCAAAAACAAAGAACAACCCAAGGAACGUCAAGUGUUGAGUUGGGUUGACUUGGGUCCAGAUAAAUUCCUGUCAGACAAAGACCUUCAGUCGACCAUGAAGCUCCUACCCAGCCUCACUAAUCCGUACAUCUACCCGGUGACGUUUGCCAACACCAGUGAGUUGUCUGCUCUGGUCAUCAGGAUGUUUAAGGAAAAAGGCACUCUGAGGGAUCUCAUAUGUAAGGUGAAGCCUAAAGAGGCCUUUAUGAGGAAGUACUGCAGCCCCAAGAAGAUCCAGGGACUGGAGCUGCAGCAGAUCAGGACGUACGGAAGACAGAUUCUGGAGGUUCUGAGGUUCCUCCAUGACAAAGGUUUUCCGUAUGGUCACCUCCAUGCCUCUAACAUAGUGAUAGAAGACAACACGUGUAAAGUACUGGACAUAGAGAACAGCCUGCUGGGCCUGCCCUCGUACUACCGGCCAUACAUCACACAGUUCAGGAAAAUCAACACGACAGAGAGUAUAGACGUAUACUCGUUUGGACACUUACUGUAUGAAAUGACGUACGGAAGACCUCCUGAUGCUGUGCCUGUCGACCAGUACCCUGCUGUGACUUACACCUCAGUGGUGUCUGUGCUGCAAUCCAUCCUGUCCACAGAUGCCUGUAAGACUGGGAUGCCCACUGUUGCACAACUGCUGCAGACACCGCUGUUCAGCGAUGUGCUGCUGUUUCACUCAGAGAAACUCCAGUUCAAGAUCCCCACCAAAUUAAGAGACGCCUUGAAAACCGCCAAAGAGUGCAUGGAAAAGCGGCUCCAAGAAGAGCAGAAAACGAACCAGCAGCACAGGAGGCUGACCAGAGCUCAGUCCCACCACGGCUCAGAGGAGGAGAAGAGGAGGAGGAAGAUACUGGCUAGAAAGAAGUCCAGACAGUCGGCCUAUGAGAACGAGGAGGAUCUCUCUGUGAAGUACAACAACAACUCUGGUUCAGGAGCCAGCUCCCCACCGACCUCUCCCUCCUCCCCCACCCCUCCACACACUACAGAGCAUGCACCAUUUUGAACAUGUGUGGGGAGUUGCACCACCUCCUCCUCCUCCUCCUCUACCUCCUCCAAGUGAUAACCCUGGCCAGUCCCACGCCCCUCCGCAUCCUCCUCUCCCUGGGCCAGGUCCUCCUCCUGCCAACGGUGUGGGGCGUGGUGCCCUCCUCAGCUCCAUCACGUCAUUCAGUAUAGGCAAACUGAAGAAAGCAGUGACCAUCGACCGCAGCAUCCAACACUCUGAAGAGGGCCGCUCUUCCUUCUCGUCCUGACCCUGUGGCCCCAGUCACCCCUAAAGGUUACCUGUCGUCCUGACCCUGUGGUCCCAGUCACCCCUAAAGGUUACCUGUCGUCCUGACCCUGUGGUCCCAGUCACCCCUAAAGGUUACCUGUCGUCCUGCUCAAUCAUAUUUUUGCUCUUUCAGGUUUUUUUUGCUUCUAAAUUUAGUUCCCGUCUGAUGAGUUGACCCCCAGCCCCGCCCCUUAAGGUUUGAGGUAGGGGACGGGGCAUCAACUCCUUUCCAAUAUGGCCGCCUCGUUAGUUCUCCCUUUAGCACAAUAAUGACUGGUCAGUGGACUGUACAGGUGGUUUAAAGAUGAGGUGGCAUCAGCAUGGUGUCUAUCUGGAAGACUGCAGUGAAGGACUUCAUGAUUUCAGUGGAACGUCUUCUUAUUUACAGCGAAGUGACUUGAAUGAAACGUACAAGCAACUGUGAGGGAAGUGAUUCAGAAAGCAAACACAUGAACCACAGGUGUUUUAGAGGGACUGGGACUCUGACCUGAUAUCCAACAGCCAUGUCAUCACAGUGAGACAACAAUGAAAGAACUGUCUGGGACUCUGACCUGACAUCCACCAACCAACAGCAUGUCAUCACAGUGAGACGACUCUGAAAGAACUGUCUGUGUCAUCACAGUGAGACGACUCUGAAAGAAUUGUCUGUCAUCACAGUGAGAUGACUAUGAAAGAAUUGUCUGUCAUCACAGUGAGACGACUAUGAAAGAACUGUCUGUGUCAUCACAGUGAGACGACUAUGAAAGAACUGUGUCAUCACAGUGAGACAACAAUGAAAGAAUUGUCUGUCAUCACAGUGAGACGACUAUGAAAGAAUUGUCUCUCAUCACAGUGAGACGACUCUGAAAGAACUGUCUGUGUCAUCACAGUGAGACGACUCUGAAAGAACUGUCUGUGUCAUCACAGUGAGACGACUCUGAAAGAACUGUCUGUGUCAUCACAGUGAGACGACUCUGAAAGAACUGUCUGUGUCAUCACAGUGAGACGACUCUGAAAGAACUGUCUGUGUCAUCACAGUGAGACGACUCAAAGAACUGUGUGUCAUCACAGUGAGACGACUCUGAAAGAACUGUCUGUGUCAUCACAGUGAGACGACAAUGAAAGAACUGUCUGUGUCAUCACAGUGAGACGACUCUGAAAGAACUGUCUGUGUCAUCACAGUGAGACGACUCUGAAAGAACUGUCUGUCAUCACAGUGAGACGACAAUGAAAGAACUGUCUGUGUCAUCACAGUGAGACGACUAUGAAAGAACUGUCUGUCAUCACAGUGAGACGACUAUGAAAGAACUGUCUCUCAUCACAGUGAGACGACUCUGAAAGAACUGUCUGUGUCAUCACAGUGAGACGACUCUGAAAGAACUGUUGGUCUUAUGUUUAUUGGAUCUAUUUUUUUGAAGCUUUUUGUUUUCUUCUAAUGAAUGGAAGGAGAUGUGAUGCUGUUGGACUGUCUGUGUUGCUUAUAUCUAUGUGCCACAUUCAUCUCUGUGCCUGCGUCAAUAUAUAGCCUUGUGUCCCAAAUGGCAUCCCAUUUCCUAUAUAGUGCACUACUUUAGUAGUCCGCUAUAUAGGGGAUAGGGUGCCAUUUUCAAAUGCACAGAUAGAUACAAAAAAAAUCUAUGGACGCUGCAAGGAUUAAAAUCUCAGUUUACCCAUGGCCGCUUGUUUAGUAAACGAGAACCACCAGAAAUCUGUCAUCAUUCAGUAUGUAAAAUAAUUACCCCAAAUGAUGACAUGCUGUACUUACUGGUAUUAAUCAGUAACAGUAUACAAAUUAAGAUUCAAAUACCUUUUUAAAAGAUUGUUUUGUUUUUCCUCUCCAAAAUAGCAGUUUAAAGAUGUUGAAGGAUCGACUAUUUCUCUGCUGCACUUGACUGAGGGGGAGGGCUUUUCUCUACGAUCCAGGAUUGACACACAACUGUGAGCGGUUUACUGGGAGAAUGUAUCUAAAAAAAUAAAUUCUGGUGUUUACAAGAAAUUAAUCCUAAAAUGAGUUAACUAGCUAAUCUGUUUUUGAUCAUCAUAAUCUGUACCUCUGCUACAUCCAACCACUGUCAGACGAACUGAAGGAACAAUACAUCCUCAAUCUGUCUGAAAAGCCAAGUUACAAUCUGCAAAACUGUCUGAAAUGCUUUGUCUUGUCAACAUUACAAGAUUAACUUGUUUUGAAGAUUGAUAUAUUGGCACAUUCAGGACAAUUACUAAUUGGCUGCAUUUGCACAGGUAGCCAAUUCUUAUAUUUUGCCAAUAAUUGGUCUUUUGGCCAAUCCGAUCAUAUCCUUUGCCAAUAAUUGGGCAACAGAUAAGAACUGGGCUGCCCGUGUAAACGCAACCAUCGAGUUUCAUUAUCUCUGCUUAUUGUUACCUACUCUUUACAUCACUAACAGAGUGGUGUGUCCUUGUAUGUAACAAUACCCAGAAUACAUUUCCCCUCAUUAUGUAAUUUUAUCCAAUCUCUCACCUCUCUCUCUUUUCCAGUUCAGGGGGUCGUCUAAGCGAGGCUUCAGUAUGACAUUGUGUUUAUUUGGCAGCCGAUUCUCCAAUAAGAAUGCUCCAUGCUGCAUAGUUUAUGUAAUUAAUAAUGCUGUUAGUUUAUAAUUAAGUCUUUCUAUCAUCGCUGCCUGCCAACCUUUCUGAUUUGCACUGCUGAGUAUGGAGUUUUAAAGUAAAUACUAUACCACCUUUUGGCAGUAUGAAUUAACAAGUCGGUGACAGGAAAACAAAAUAUUUUAUGAUUGAAGAUGACUGCACUUUAAAAUGAAGUUACUAACAUUUUCCAACCCCUUUUUUGGGGGUUGGGGUGGUGGGGGUUGUAUGAAACCAUAUAUUGUCCGUCUGCUGCAUUAAAACAUUAAAAUCAUAACUGUUUGGGGUUUGUAUGUUUUGACCCUGCACAGCUGUGUCGGAAAAAGAAAAAAAAAUACAAUGUUAUCGACAUUGCCGUAUUAUACUUAUUUUAUUAAAAUCAUGGACUGAAAUGUGUGGUUUGUUGAA